CCCCCUUGUCCGGUCUGCAGCCAUGGCCACCUCGGCAAGCUCCCACCUGAGCAAAGCCAUCAAGCACAUGUACAUGAAGCUGCCGCAGGGGGAGAAGGUCCAAGCCAUGUACAUCUGGAUCGAUGGGACUGGGGAGCACCUCCGCUGCAAAACCCGCACGCUGGACCAUGAGCCCAAGAGCCUUGAAGAUCUCCCCGAGUGGAAUUUUGAUGGCUCCAGCACCUUCCAGUCUGAAGGCUCCAACAGCGACAUGUACCUGCGACCUGCUGCCAUGUUUCGGGACCCUUUUCGCAAGGAUCCCAAUAAACUAGUUCUCUGCGAGGUCUUCAAAUACAACCGCCAGUCUGCAGAGACAAAUCUCCGGCACACCUGCAGGAGGAUUAUGGAUAUGGUGUCCAACCAGCACCCCUGGUUUGGGAUGGAGCAAGAGUACACUCUUCUGGGGACAGAUGGGCAUCCGUUCGGCUGGCCUUCCAACGGCUUCCCUGGACCCCAAGGUCCAUACUACUGUGGGGUAGGGGCUGACAAAGCCUAUGGCAGAGACAUUGUGGAGGCCCACUACCGAGCGUGCCUUUAUGCUGGUGUGAAAAUUGGAGGAACCAAUGCAGAAGUGAUGCCGGCCCAGUGGGAGUUCCAGGUGGGACCAUGCGAAGGGAUUGAGAUGGGGGAUCACCUCUGGAUCGCACGCUUCAUCCUCCAUCGGGUGUGCGAAGACUUCGGUGUCGUUGUGUCCUUCGAUCCCAAACCCAUCCCUGGGAACUGGAACGGUGCUGGUUGUCACACUAACUUCAGCACUAAGAACAUGAGGGAAGAUGGAGGUCUCAAGCACAUCGAAGAGGCCAUCGAGAAGCUGAGCAAGCGUCACCAGUACCACAUCCGUGCCUAUGACCCCAAAGGGGGGCUGGACAAUGCCAGGCGCCUGACGGGUUUCCACGAGACAUCCAACAUCCACGAGUUCUCCGCUGGCGUGGCCAACCGCGCUGCCAGCAUCCGCAUCCCCAGGAACGUGGGCCAUGAGAAGAAAGGCUACUUCGAGGACCGCCGGCCCUCCGCCAACUGCGAUCCGUACGCGGUGACAGAGGCCCUCGUCCGCACGUGUCUCCUCAACGAAACUGGAGACGAGCCCUUCGAGUACAAGAACUAAGCGGACUGCGCCCACGGACACCGCCUUCCCCCCGUGCUUCCCGCACCCCUAAACUUCCCUUCUAAAUGUAACCCCGAGGGUACCAGAUAACAUGUUCUGUGUCUCAGUAA
Tauraco erythrolophus (red-crested turaco) is the source of this 1254-nucleotide messenger RNA. The record is from RefSeq and is a predicted model, not a curated record. NCBI's taxonomy places the organism in Eukaryota, Metazoa, Chordata, Aves, Musophagiformes, Musophagidae.